Messenger RNA from Halichondria panicea, 2072 nucleotides. RefSeq names its product pleckstrin homology domain-containing family M member 1-like. The transcript is spliced from 14 exons. Lineage: Eukaryota; Metazoa; Porifera; Demospongiae; Suberitida; Halichondriidae. Bases 102 to 1967 code for a protein of 621 amino acids. The record is from RefSeq and is a predicted model, not a curated record.
UCGUCAACUUACCAUCUCAUUGUUGCUCACUACUAAUGAACAUUCGUGUGCAUUUAUCAAUGUAAAAAGAAGACAGCAGAAAGACAACACGUACGUACGCCAUGGACCCCAAGAAAGGACAGCUAGGCUCACCAAAGAACCUGAGGAAGCUUCUCUGUGAAGAAUUAGCGGGAUCAGUCAAGAGGGUACAAGAGCUCUUUGUACGAACAAAACAAAUAGAAUGUGGUAAUAGCACGGCAGAGCUACUCUGUGAUGUUGUGGAGGCUAUCUUCUUACACGAGCUCAAGAACAGCAGGGGGCAGGUGUGGAGAGAGAUAAAGAGGCCCAACCCCAACAUACCUCCUGAUCCGUCAUUCUGGAUGUUCAUUGAACCGAUGGUAUCUGAUGACAUCAAGAUGCAGCUGCUUGUGCUGCGUAACUCAGAGAGUGAUGUGCGGAAGUGUCGGUCGUGGGUACGCCUGGUCCUAGUGAAGGGACUCCUCCUCUCGUUCAUGCUUGACCUACUCAGACAUCCAGGACUAUUAGCGUCCCACUACGGUGGAGAAGCUGUCCUCCGUCACCUAGAGAGUACUGAGAUCAUAGUCGGCCAUCUUCGUGGGCUCUCAAUCGUCCAGUUGGAGUACGAUUACGCCACCCCCCACCUUGACUCGUGGGACCCCACCGCCCUACAUAUCGCUGGACUUUGGACCCCACCGAGGAGCAUCAGAGAGAGAACCGUAUCAGGCAACAAGUCCCCAGCUAAAGAAAGCCUCUCCCCUCAAUCUAAAAAGACCCCCCCUAAAGAGUUCAACGUUGAAGGAGUCUCCAUUAUCAAUCUAGCUCUCGACAAAUACAGUGAGAAGAAAGCACGUACCGAGAAAUUCACAGACAGUGAACUCAUUACUAAGGAACUAGACCACCAGCAGUUGACUCCGCCCACUCUCAGACCCCCCACAAACACGACUCCGCCCACAACCAGACCUCCCACAGACUCGAUGUCCGAAGCAGAAGCCUCGACAAGAAGCUAUAGUGCCAUGCUGCACAGCUAUGCUCGCAAGACCUCUUAUAACGGGCCUGGGUCUGACGCUAUGUUGGAGGGAACUCCCCCAGAGGGGGGUAGUGUUGAGGGGGUACAGAGGGAAGGGGGGUACUCUUUGGCUCUCUCCAUGGACUUUGAGAUUGUGACCCCCGACGGUGACCUCGUGGAGCCUGAGGGUGUGGAACAAUUUCAUAAGCACCUGACAGUACUGACGAAGGAACAGGGCAUGGACAGGCAGAACUAUCAGUGUGUCGGCUGCAAUGGGCAGAUAGGGCUUAUAUUCGGACAAUCGAGGUUAUGCAAGUACAAUGGACAGCACUACUGCUUCGACUGUCACCAUGACGACGAGCGAGUAAUUCCAGCGAGGGUUCUCUUUAAUUGGGACUUCCGCAAGCACAAAGUAUGUGUGGGUAGUGGGGAGUACCUGGACCGUAUUCAACACACCAAGCAGCUGGACCUGGAGAAGGUCAACAAAGCUCUCUAUCUGUACAUCCCAGAGAUUGAGGAGGCCAGGAGACUGAGACUCCAGUGUCAUCUGCUCACAGGGUUUGUGCUCACUUGCAAGGACACAGAGAUAGGAGUGCAGUUCAAGAAGAGGCUACGUCACUCGUACAUCUAUGAGAACAUCCACCAGUACUGUAUGCAGGACCUGCUGGAGGUGCACAGUGGUGUGCUGGGGGAGAGACUGCGCAAGGUGGUGAGGAUGGGCAUGAAACACGUCAAGCAGUGUAUGCUGUGUUCUCAGAGAGGGUUCAUCUGUGAGGUGUGUCAGAGUGAUGACGUCAUCUACCCCUUUGACAUAGACAACACCCACCAGUGCGGUACGUGCAACGCCCUGUUCCAUCAAAGCUGUCAACCAGCCAAGGGCAAUUGUCCCAAGUGCUACAGAGUGAGGAAGAGAAAAGUGAACUCUAACCUAGAAGGAGAGGACAUUUUGAUUGCAAACUAAACAUUCUUGAAUGUGUUAUUUUAAUUUUGUACACUGUGACAACAAUCAUUUCCUCAUCUGUACUCAUGCAUGUCAAUAUUGGUGUUUGGUGAAUUUUGAUAUCGA